Messenger RNA from Diachasma alloeum, 2666 nucleotides. Its product is annotated as beta-hexosaminidase subunit beta. Gene Ontology annotation, cellular component: membrane. Gene Ontology annotation, molecular function: beta-N-acetylhexosaminidase activity. Gene Ontology annotation, biological process: ganglioside catabolic process; glycosaminoglycan metabolic process; carbohydrate metabolic process. The transcript is spliced from 8 exons. Lineage: Eukaryota; Metazoa; Arthropoda; Insecta; Hymenoptera; Braconidae. The record is from RefSeq and is a predicted model, not a curated record. The coding region runs from base 356 to 1966 and encodes 536 amino acids.
GGAAUAAACUCCUUGAGGUUAUUGCGUACCUCAUCCGAAAUCCGUCACCUUUGCUUAGCGUCUACUGGCGGCUUCAAGUAUGAUCGCUUGAUAGACGGCAAAAAUUAUCCGGUGUGUUUCACGGAAACUUAAAGAACUUGAUAGUGAAUCUUUAAAAUAGUUCGGAUGAUACAGUAAUACGAGCAGACUGAAUAAAAUUUGUGCAUCGAAGUGUUAUACAUAAUUCAGUAUAGAGCCUGGCAACACUGCUUUGGACUGAGUAGUAUAGUAUUUUAAAUUCGUGAGGAUUCUACCAGGUACACAAUCAUUUUGAGUUCCUUUCUCUAAUUCACGUGGAUAAUUUGUUUAUUCAAAUAUGUGGGGGUAUUUGGGGAUUUUGACCUUGAUGUACCUGACUGGCAUCAAUGGUGACUGGCAUGCAGAUUUUGGACCCUGGUUCGUACCUACUGAGGGGGAACCCUGGCCUUCGGUUAAUAUGAGAAAUCUGCAGGAUGGAUCUUUAAUUCUCAGACCGUCUACUUUUAAUAUUAAAUUGAAUCAAGAUUGCGACAUCCUCAGCGAAGCCAAAAGUAGAUACAUGAGCAUAAUCUCAGCGGAGGGUCAUUACGCUCGCCUGAAAUUCCCGAAGCCCAAAAUCAGGCGAUCACUUCGUGCAGAUCUAACAUUCAAGGGAGAACUGGAGACCCUCGACAUUCGUGUGGCUGGUGCCUGCGAGGUGUUACCGUACCUCCACAUGAACGAAAGCUAUAGCCUCACGAUUAUUGGAAAAACAGCUGAUUUACUUGCACCUUCUGUGUGGGGCGCUCUUCGUGGAUUGGAGACGUUCAGUCAGCUGCUGGUUGCUUCUGGUCAAGGCGCAAAUUUGAAAAUACAAACUCAAACGAUUCUCGAUGCUCCAAAGCUACCCCACAGAGGUCUACUCCUGGACACGUCUCGUCACUUUUUCCCAAUCUCAGAUAUUUUCUUGACGUUAGAUGCUAUGUCUUACAACAAGUUGAACGUUUUCCACUGGCACAUCAUCGAUGAUAAUAGUUUCCCUUAUCAGAGCAAAGCUUUUCCUGAGCUUUCUGAGAAAGGUGCGUGGCUUCCUGGCAUGGUCUACACCGCUGAUGACAUCAAACAUGUGAUGGAGUACGCGAGACUUAGGGGAAUUCGAGUGAUGCCGGAAUUCGACUCUCCCGGACAUGUUCGGUCUUGGGGGGAGUCACAUCCAGAGGUGUUGACCACUUGCUACGACACAACUGGAUUACCCAAUGGUCGUUUGGGCCCCAUAAACCCCAGCAAUGAGAAAAUCUGGCCCUUCCUGAAGACUCUCUUCAACGAAGUGAUGGAACUCUUCCAGGACAAAUACAUUCAUCUGGGGGGUGACGAGGUUCCCUUCGAUUGCUGGCAGAGCAACCCAAAUAUACGUGCUUUCAUGGCUAGCAAAGGAAUGGGAACUGACUUCACACGUCUCGAGAGCAGUUACAUUGCAGAACUCUUGAAGAUUCCUGCUGCGCAGAAUAAGAGUUCUGUCGUUUGGCAAGAGGUCUUUGAUAACAACGUGGAAAUCACAUCAGACACAGUGGUGCACGUUUGGACGGGUUUGUGGUCUAAGGAGCUGGCGAGUGCCACAAAGAAAGGACACCCAGUGCUGUUAUCAGCCUGUUGGUACCUCGAUCACGUCGCAGGGGGUGGGGAUUGGCAGAAGUACUACAGGUGCGAUCCCCUUGACUUCAGUGGCUCCGAUGUCAAUAAACAUUUGAUGUUGGGAGGAGAGGCUUGCAUGUGGAGUGAGUUCGUCGAUUCGACUAAUGUUCAUCAGAGAAUUUGGCCUCGGGCUAGUGCAACUGCCGAACGUCUCUGGAGCGAGGGCGUUGAUACCACGGAACGUGCAGCCAAGAGGCUUGAGGAACACACCUGCAGAAUGAGGAGGAGGAAAAUACCUGCGCAACCACCAAAUGGACCCUCUGUUUGUUAUGGUUGAGAAGUUGAAAAUAUUCUUGACUAUUUAUGUAAGAAGGCGUUUGGAGCAGCAAAAAUUUUAAUGAUUGAGAAUAGGGUAUUUUUGGAUGAUGACAAUUGUACAGUAGUUCAACACAGGUUUAGGUAUUUCAAUUAUUCUGAGAUGGCUCAACUAUUUUUUACAUGCGAGUCGGCGCCUUGCUCAUGUUAUUCGUAAAAAAAACUUUGCCGAUUUAAGAAAAAGUUCUCUCAAUUUUGGAAACUGCAGUUAACUGGAUUGCAAUUGCAAUGUGCAUUUUCAUAGGAUCUAGAAAACUAUUUCUCAGUGCUAAGGAGGAUGGAUCAGAUCAAUCAUUAACCCCUCAAGUACGACGCCCAUAUUGCGCGGUGUGUCCUCAUCGGCCAGCGGCCUCCCGUCUACUCGAAUUCGCUGUUCAAUACGCAAGAAUUUCUACACUGACGAUCAAAAAAUUAUCAUCUACAAUUUAAUGAUGAUCUUGAGCUUUCACCAAUAGAUUGCUCGAUUACGGUAUUCCUUUAUACAGAUUUUUCUGGAAUUUUUAAUUUUCAAAUUCGAUAAUACAAAUGGUUGCCAAGAUCGCACCCAUGAAAAAAUAUAUGAAAAAUAUAUAUAAUAAGGGCCAAUUUCAUAUAUUUGUCUUAUUUAUAACGAAUAUAGAAAAAAAAUAUAUGAAACAUAUUUUUGAUAUUUUUUUAAUAUA